GGCAUGACGUCUGUAGAUAUCUUUCCAGCUUUGUAUGUUUCUGAUGGGGAUACUCUAGUAUCUCUUUUGGAUCAAUUACAAACACCAUGACGACUCCGCACAAUACUUCCUAUCUCAUUGUUGGAGGAGGUGUCUUUGGUGCUAGUACUGCCUACCAUCUUUCAAGGACGUAUCCUGAUUCAUCAAUCAUUCUCGUUGACCGUUCUACUUCAUAUCCUUGCUCCUUGGCCGCCUCAUACGAUUUCAACAAGAUUAUCCGAGCUGACUACGGCAACCCUUUUUACUGUGAACUGGCUUUGAAGGCACGAGAAGCUUGGAAAUCGGAGCAGCUCUAUAAUCCCUUUUACCAUGAAAGUGGCAUGGUAAACAUCGAUGAUACCGGUCUUGGUCAUAGGAUUUUGAAGAAUUAUGAAAUACUUGGUGUUGAUCCUGGAGCUUCCCUCUUGACCCCCGAUGAACUGAAAGCCAGAUACGAUGGACUUUUUGCAGGCACUAAUUAUCGAGGCGUUGAAGAGAUAUAUUUGAAUCCUUCUAGUGGAUGGGCCGAAGCUACUCUGGCUCUCAGAGCCGUCCUCGAAGCGAGUAUUGCCAAUGGAGUCGGGUACCGCCAAGGUGACAUAAAGAGUCUGACUUUUGACGAGAGUGGGUACUGCAGUGGAGUUACGUUUCAGGAUGGCAACUCUUUGAAAGCGGAUAAUAUCAUUCUUUGCACUGGAGCUGGGACAGCAAAGUUGCUCGCGGGAAGUGCACCGGAUCGUGAAGAUCUUCAUGCUGGCAAUAGAAUAACAGCCGCGGCUGUUGUGACUGGCAUAGUGAAACUGACCUCAGCGCAAAGGGAAAGAUUCUCCAAGUCACCUGUUUUUGUCCAUGCUAUUGAUGGAGUUUUAGGUAAAGUGUCAACCAUAAUUUUCAAUUUUCCGCUGAUAUAAAAUUAGGCGAGGUGCUCCCCCCUACCCCUGAAGGACUUCUGAAAUUCUGCGUGGACGUUAGUUCCAAAAACACAUCCUUGGACUCAUCAUCAGGUCAAGAAAUUUCAGCUCCUCCAGAAUCUUCACACCAAGACCAACACGACGUGCCUGAGAGUCUAAAAAGAGAGUGCUAUCGAGUAGUAAGGGGUAUAUUUGGCGAUGAGCUAGCCGGGUCACAAUUUGAUUCAUUCAGAAUAUGUUGGUAAGUUUAGUUACUCAAGCAAAGAAAUUCUGACUUCCAUUUAUUUGUAGGGAUGGUAUCACGCCAAAUCAAGAUUUCAUCAUCUCGAAGCAUCCGCGUUGCCAAAACCUCUAUAUCGCCACUGGAGGUUCUUUUCACGGCUGGAAAUUCUUGCCGAUUAUUGGAAAGUAUGUUGUUGAGAUGCUUGAUGGACAGCUAGACGAGAGCCACCUGGCAAGGUUUGCAUGGAACCGAGAUCAAAGUGGAAGUGCACAUGAAAAGAUUGUGCCCCAAAGAGAGCUAAGGGAUUUGUUGUGAUUGACUUUUCACACAUACGAAAGCUCUCAAUCAGG
Messenger RNA from Hymenoscyphus albidus, 1502 nucleotides. The record is from the annotation of a GenBank genome assembly. Lineage: Eukaryota; Fungi; Ascomycota; Leotiomycetes; Helotiales; Helotiaceae.